Parus major (Great Tit) is the source of this 4390-nucleotide messenger RNA. RefSeq names its product brain derived neurotrophic factor (gene BDNF). Gene Ontology annotation, molecular function: nerve growth factor receptor binding; growth factor activity. The record is from RefSeq and is a predicted model, not a curated record. Gene Ontology annotation, biological process: nerve development; memory; regulation of neuron differentiation. The coding region runs from base 1950 to 2714 and encodes 254 amino acids. The transcript is spliced from 2 exons. Lineage: Eukaryota; Metazoa; Chordata; Aves; Passeriformes; Paridae.
CAUUACCAAAUUAUUUUAUUCUCCUGAGGAAGAGGCAGGAGCAAAUUGCUUAGAAGAGUGGGAGAAAGCAGAACUCAUUGCAAGUCCACUUGUUGAAACACUUAAGCUUUUUUUUUUUCCCUUCUUCUUUACUUUAAUGCCACUUAAAACCGGUAUUCCUGACCAGUAUUAACACUGAGUACUUGUGACUGCUGGAAGAAAACUUCAGCUUCCUAACUGAGGAUCAGCACUUGAGGACGUAUCUGGGGUGACACCCUAGCCAGCGCCAGGGUGAUGUGUCGGGUGCAGUGUUACAUCAGCAGCAGGCUUUCUGACAGGCUCUGCCUGCACAUGGCACACAGGCUGCAUGUGAUGCGGGUGGAGGGAUCCAGCGGUUCUCCUCGGGGCAGCUCUGCUGGAUACCACUUGGCUUUUCUUCUGACACCUUGUCCCCAGGACAGCCAAGGCAGAAAAGUACCAGCUGUACCAGUCUUAGGGCAGCAUCUGCUGGUUAUUGCAUGGAUCAACAUAGAUGGUUGUCAUGGAAGAGGCUGCUUGCUUUGGCUCCCAGGCAGAGGUACCUGGGACUCGGGGGGCGGGAGAAACAGGCGCUUUGGAGAGAAAUGACCCGUAAAUGUAAUUCCAACAGCCAGUCAGGAGAGAACGGGAGCGGACAAGGAGCUUCUCGGUCUUGCUUGUUUUUUUUUUUUUUUUUUUUUUUUCUUAUGAGAGGCAGCACCCACAAACUUUGGCAAUUCCAGGUUCGGUUGACUGCAAUUCGCCUUCAAAGGCAAACAAACCCGCCCCACCACCUCCCACACCCCUUCCUGCACCUGCUCCCCGCGGGGCUCUCCGGGCCGGGGAGGCGGGGCAGCCACUGAGAAUAAACCCCAAAUACGAAGACAAAAUGGGGACGAGGACUUUGUGAGCCUUGGCAGGAGUGAUACUGGGGCUCGGCCGCCUGUCUCGGGGAAAGAGACUGCAGUUGCGCCCAGGUGUGCGGGUGUUCUCACAACGUAAGCAGACAGGAAUUGACUUAGCGAUAGAAAUCACGGGCGGAGUCGGGGCGCUGCUGGGGCCCCGAGGGGAGAAGGGGAAAAGGGGAGAAUGGGGAAGGAAGCAAAGGCAGAUCCCGGGGAUGCGCUCCGCUCCUCCCCUCUGCCUUGCCGGCGGCAGGGGCUCAGCGCGGGGUCGGGGGAGCAGCUCAACCCCGGGAUGCGGCUCCCGGGGAGGGUGGAGGGGAAGGAAAAGUGUGCGGGGAAGUUUCAGCUCGGGAAAGGCAGGGAUUUCGGAAAGGAACUCGUCCUGGCAACUGUGCCAUGCUCCUCUUGUGGCAGGACCUAGUAUGCAACAAGUCCUCGGAGCACUUCCCGUGAGAGCGCAGUGAACGUGGCAUUAAAACAAACAAACAAACAAACAAACAAACAAAGCCCCCAAACGCUUACUUACCUGUCCCGAACGUAAAUCUCCAGAGCCGGCUGGUCUUGCCCGGCCCCAGGUGCGAGCCGGGAGGUGGAAGGAGGGCGGUGGGAGUCAGGGCUCACCGCACAGUGCGCCCGCCCGGCCAGGACUUUCCUCGGGAACUUUGUGUCCCGCUCCGGUUUCCUGGGAGGCGGCUGCGAUCACGUUUUAUACUGUAUUGGUUGGUAACCCCUCUCAUUCAUUAAGAUCACGUAAGAACUCGGAGGGAAACGUGACUCUGAGCUAAGGCGUUUGCGUAAAUCUAUAGGUUUUUAAAACUCCCUGCCAGUUGCUUUCUGUCUUCUGUAGGCACCAAGGUGGUGGAGAGUUUAAGCUUGCGGAUAUUGCAAAGGGUUAUUAGAUUCAUAAGUCACACCAAGUGGUGGGCGAUCCACUGAGCAAAGCAGAAGUUCUCACAUGAUGACUUCAAACAAGACACAUUACCUUCCAGCAUCUGUUGGAGAGACUGGAUUUUAAACCACUUCUGUCUCCAGGACAGCAAAGAAACAAUGUUCCACCAAGUGAGAAGAGUGAUGACCAUCCUUUUCUUUACUAUGGUUAUCUCAUACUUCACUUGCAUGAAAGCUGCCCCAAUGAAAGAAGCUAGUCUAAGAGGACAAGGCAGCUUGUCUUACCCAGGUCUUCGGACCCACGGGACCCUUGAGAGCAUAAAUGGGCCCAGUGCUGGUUCAAGAGGACUGACAUCGUUGGCAGAUACUUUUGAACAUGUCAUAGAGGAGCUUCUAGACGAGGACCAGGACAUCCAGCCCAGUGAGGGAAACAAGGAUGCAGACUUGUACACAUCCCGAGUCAUGCUAAGCAGUCAAGUGCCUUUGGAACCCCCGCUGCUCUUUCUGCUCGAGGAGUACAAAAACUACUUGGAUGCUGCAAACAUGUCCAUGAGGGUCCGGCGCCACUCCGAUCCAGCUCGCCGCGGGGAACUGAGCGUGUGCGACAGCACGAGUGAGUGGGUGACGGCAGCAGAGAAAAAGACUGCAGUGGACAUGUCCGGGGCAACCGUCACAGUCCUGGAAAAAGUUCCAGUACCCAAAGGCCAGCUGAAGCAAUACUUCUAUGAGACCAAAUGCAACCCUAAGGGGUACACAAAGGAGGGCUGCAGGGGCAUAGACAAGAGGCACUGGAACUCUCAGUGCCGAACUACCCAGUCUUACGUGAGAGCUCUCACCAUGGAUAAUAAAAAGAGAGUUGGCUGGCGCUUUAUAAGGAUAGACACUUCUUGUGUAUGUACAUUAACCAUUAAAAGGGGAAGAUAGUGGAUUCGUGUUGUAUAGAUUAUAUUGAGACGAAAUUAUCUAUUUGUAUAUAUACAUAACAGGGUAAAUUAUUCGGUAAAAAAAUAAUUUUAUGGACUGCAUGUAUGACUGAAGUUUAUACAGUACAGUGGUUACACAAUCUAUUUAUUGAACAUAUCCAUGACCUGAAGGGGAACAAUAGUCAUUUGCGCACAAGUUUAAACAAACAAACAAAAAAAAACAAAAAAAAAAAAAAGGAAAAUCAAGCAAACAAAAAAGUCUGCAUUACAUUCCUCCAUAACAUUGUGGUUUGUCGCCGUUGCCAAGAAUUGAAAAUAUAAAAAAAAUUUUUAAAAAAAAAAAGAAUAAAAUUGCAUGCUGCUUCAAUUGUGAAUUAAUGAUAAACUGUCCUCUUUCAGAAAAAUAAAUUGAACCAAAACAUUCUGUUUACAUUUUAGACAGUAAGUAUCUUUAGUCUGUUAGUAUAUAUGUUUACUGCUUCUAACUUCUGAUAGCGUUGAAAUUAAAACAAUGUCAAGGUGCUGUUGUCAUAGUUUUACUGUUUCUCUUUUACUUUUGAACUCCCAUCAGAUUGAAAAAGAAAAAAAAUCAUUACCUUAUUCUGGAUUAGAAAAAAAAAAUUGGUUUUUGUAUGUUGUGAAGGUGUUUGCGAUAGCAGUCCGACUACUGACAAAAAAUAAUAAAAAGAGGCAACUGAAAAAGAAUGGUGAUGUUCCACUUCACAUUGUUGAACUUCAGGCUUAAAGACAACACUUAUUUAACUGUAUGGCAACAUGCUUUUUUGGUUUUGGGGGGAGGGAGGGGUGGUUUGUUGUUGUUGGGGGUUUUUUGUUUUGCCUUUCUUUUUCAAUUUUCAGUAUUUUGAGACAUGCAUUUGCUUAUACCAUGUUAGCUUGUGUUUGAGAAAUUUUUUUCCCCCUUUUCUCCCUCUGGAGGGACAUUGGUUGUGACCUUUAAGUAUUUCACUUACCAUAGAACUGGAGCUUGUCAUAUAGAGAAUAUUCUAUAGUGUUCAGAGCAAUUAUUUUCAUAUAAUAAAAGACUGUGCUUGGAUGAAAUGUCUUGGUGAAGCACGGUGAGAGUGUCACUAGAAAAAGGGUCUAGAAAAGAUGACGGGGGAUCUGAAAUCAGGUUGGUUGUGGCACUUUAUAGCUCAGCCAGUUUGGGAACAAAUAACAGUGAUUUGGGUUGACUGGGGCUGCUCCAGUUGCAGUGAUUACUGAGUGUGGUCCUGUGCAUUGUGUUAGAGAGCAAGAGCUUGGCCAUGUACAUGGAUGCCCUUUCCCUCCAGAGCAUGCCAGCAGCCCCAGGCCUGCAAAGCUGGUGGGCAAACUCUGGGGGCACCUCUGCCUGAAGGAGCCCUGGGAACAGCUUGGGAAUGAGACAGAAAAGAGCGCUACUUCUAGCAGAAAACAACUCACAUUGUGUUUGUGUGGCUCUACCUCUGCUGUCAGACUUAUUUUAUGAAACAGAUAUUGGCACUAAAAAACCACUCCUGAAGUAAAUGAAGAGCAAGUGCUGGAGGAGUUGGCUUAACUUGCUUAGUUUCUGAGAGAUGUGUUUAGCUCUGUGUUCCCUCCUCUCCUGACAGAAUAUUGCUAAAAAGGAGGGUUGUAAGGCUGGGAGCUGUGCAUAGCACUUGCACCGGCUACAGUGGGCUGAGAACAGAAAUAGCU